Messenger RNA from Pezoporus flaviventris, 2457 nucleotides. It is a transcript of the gene SCP2, whose product is annotated as sterol carrier protein 2. The coding region runs from base 82 to 1686 and encodes 534 amino acids. Lineage: Eukaryota; Metazoa; Chordata; Aves; Psittaciformes; Psittacidae. The transcript is spliced from 16 exons. The record is from RefSeq and is a predicted model, not a curated record. Gene Ontology annotation, molecular function: acyltransferase activity, transferring groups other than amino-acyl groups.
GCGCUCACCCCGCCCCUUCGCGCUGGGCUGUCGGCGGUGGCGCGGCCGGAGGGGAGCGGGUGCAGGGGCACGGCCGCCAUCAUGGUGCCUCGCCGGGUGUUCGUGGUGGGCGUUGGCAUGACCAAGUUUGCAAAGCCUAGUGAGCGCAUGGAUUAUCCUGACAUGGCUAAGGAGGCAGGCCAAAAAGCUUUAGCUGAUGCUGGGAUUCAUUACUCAGAAGUGGAGCAAGCAUGUGUGGGUUAUGUUUACGGUGAUUCGACCUGUGGACAACGGGCAAUCUAUCAUGGUUUGGGUUUGACUGGCAUUCCUAUCAUUAAUGUUAACAACAACUGUGCUACUGGAUCAACUGCUUUGUUCAUGGCCAGACAAUUAGUAGAAGGAGGUUUGGCAGACUGUGUUCUGGCCCUUGGCUUUGAGAGGAUGGCAAAAGGAUCCCUUGCCUCAGGUUUUUCAGACAGAACUAAUCCAAUUGACAAACACUUGGAAGUUAUGAUAAAUAAAUAUGGGUUAGCAAGUGCUCCUGUAGCACCUCAGAUGUUUGCAAAUGCUGGCAAAGAACAUAUGGAGAAAUAUGGGACAAAUCCGGAAUACUUUGCAAAAAUUGCAUGGAAGAAUCAUAGCCAUUCAACCAACAACCCGUAUUCCCAGUUCCAACAGGAGUACACAUUAGAUGAAGUUCUGCAUUCUCGCAAGAUUUUUGAUUUCUUGACUGUCUUACAGUGUUGUCCAACAUCAAAUGGUGCUGCAGCUGCAGUUUUGGCUAGUGAGGAGUUUGUGAAAGGGCACAAGUUGCAGCCACAGUCUGUGGAAAUUCUAGCCCAGGUGAUGGCUACUGAUUAUCCAAGCACGUUUGAAGAAAACAGUUGUAUGAAGAUGGUUGGCUAUGAUAUGACUAAAAAAGCUGCUGAAAAGUGUUUUGAAAAAGCAGGCCUAAAACCUGCAGAUGUUGAUGUGAUCGAACUUCAUGACUGUUUCUCAGUUAAUGAGUUCAUCACCUACGAAGCGCUGGGACUCUGUCCAGAAGGAAAAGCAUGUGACCUGAUUGACAGAGGAGAUAACACUUAUGGAGGAAAAUGGGUUAUUAAUCCUAGCGGUGGCUUGAUUUCCAAGGGACAUCCACUUGGUGCUACAGGCCUGGCGCAGUGCGCCGAACUCUGCUGGCAGCUGCGCGGCCUGGCCGGGCGGCGGCAGGUCCCCGGGGCAAAGGUCGCGCUGCAGCACAACCUGGGCCUCGGCGGGGCCGCGGUGGUGACGCUGUACGGCAUGGGCUUCCCGGGACACCGCAGCACCGGCCGUAUUGAGGCUGUGCCUCUCAGCGCAGAAGUGGAUGGAUUUAAGUCACAUUUGGUCUUCAAAGAGAUUGAAAAGAAGCUCGAAGAGGAAGGAGAGCAGUUUGUCAAGAAAAUUGGUGGAGUCUUUGCCUUCAAAAUAAAAGAUGGUCCUGAUGGGAAAGAAGCAACUUGGAUAGUAGAUGUGAAAAAUGGCAAAGGCUCCGUAGCAGUUAAUUCAGAUAAGAAGGCGGAUUGUACAAUUACAAUGGCAGACACUGAUCUGUUAGCCCUCAUGACUGGCAAAAUGAAUCCUCAGACAGCAUUCUUUCAAGGCAAAUUGAAGAUCUCUGGGAACAUGGGCAUGGCAAUGAAACUUCAGAAUCUACAGCUUCAGCCAGGCAAAGCUAAACUUUGAGCUCCUUAGAGAAAACAGUUAGUACUUGAUAUUCUUCACAAUGAAAAGUAGAAUGAAACUAGGCAUUAUCAAUAACAUGGUGCAGGCUGGGUUUGAUUGGACCUCUCUCAUCUAAAUUAUGUGGUUAGAGACCUUAAUUCUCUUAAUAUAUUCCAUCAGUUUCUCUAUGGCAAAGAGUUUUAAGCUAAGCUUGAGGCACUAACUCUUACAAAUGGUAUAUGGUGGGUAUUUGUGACAAUUCUGUUUUAAUCAAUAUGGAAAGAGCUGAAUGAGGCUGCUUUACUGUUCAGCUUAGUUGGGAAGAGAGGGAGGAAGGUGAUAGUUUGACAUAUCAGUUAACAUUAGUUGCAUAUUUUUGAAGCUGUAAUAAUGCUUUCAGACUUCCAUUCUAGCAAAUUUGUUGCUGCUUAAAUUAACGUGGUCUUGUACAGGGGAUCUGUAACAGCAUUUUUUUUAGAACAGGCUUUAGGAAUUUGCUAUAAAAUCCUUUUCUUAUUACUUCUUUGGAAUUAAAAAAAGAAACAAAAUAGCCAGAAGUAAGGAGGAGCUAGAGUGCUGCGUUGAGAUUCACGGGAUUGUAGUACCUUUCACCUUGGACAAAAUAUCAGGUUUGCCAGGAGAGCAGAGAGGGGGUAUAACCAGUGUUUUACCUGCUUCCUCCUGAGAAAAUCUGGUGUUGAUCAUUAUGAAAUGUAACAGCUUUAAGUUCUGUUUUGGGAAAAUGUAUUCUGGUUGGAGGUUUAAUAGAAAAUUAAAUAUACUUUUACUGUU